Molecule: messenger RNA, 306 nt
Organism: Orycteropus afer afer
Lineage: Eukaryota; Metazoa; Chordata; Mammalia; Tubulidentata; Orycteropodidae
Source: RefSeq, a predicted model, not a curated record
AUGGUCGCUCCCACCGCCUCCCAUGUGGAAGUGCGAGCACGAACCUCGUAUAUAUUUCCGUCUCCGGCCUUUCUGUCUCCUUUUGGUGCUGGUAGCACUCCCGCGAACAUGGUGAACGUUCCUAAAACCCGCCGGACUUUCUGUAAGAAGUGUGGCAAGCACCAACCCCACAAAGUGACACAGUAUAAGAAGGGCAAAGAUUCUCUAUAUGCCCAGGGAAAGCGGCGUUAUGACAGGAAACAGAGUGGAUAUGGUGGGCAGACUAAGCCAAUUUUCCGGAAGAAGGUUAGUGAUAACUGCUAUUGA